This is a messenger RNA of Sander lucioperca (pikeperch), 3980 nucleotides long. It is a transcript of the gene tmem63c, whose product is annotated as transmembrane protein 63C. Gene Ontology annotation, molecular function: calcium-activated cation channel activity. NCBI's taxonomy places the organism in Eukaryota, Metazoa, Chordata, Actinopteri, Perciformes, Percidae. The transcript is spliced from 23 exons. The record is from RefSeq and is a predicted model, not a curated record. Bases 480 to 3002 code for a protein of 840 amino acids. Gene Ontology annotation, cellular component: plasma membrane.
UCUAACUGAGCACAGAGGAGGGAUUUCACUCAUGCUGCCAGGGGGAGGCACAACACUGCUACCCAAGCCAAACAUCAGUUUGUUAUCUACUGCGUUGGCUUGGAAGCCUGAGUCAGGGCUGAGAAGGAGAGAAAUGAGCAGAGGGAAAGGAUUAUACUUCAGAUUUGCAGAGUUCAAUAAGCUGGAGAAGAAAUGUAUACCAUGGGAUAACUGUGAGCAUGUUUAGGGGUGAGGCAGAAAGAAUAUCCAUGGAGUCUUGUGGCUAAACUGCCGAGUCAUGUUGUGACGUUUGUCCAAAUGAUGUGUGAAAUGUUGUGUGAAACCAGCCUGUAUCCUUCAGCAUCCUGUUCUGUUCUGGAGGUGGAGAGGAAGAGUUUUACUGUUAGCAUCAGCAGCCAGCAGCAUUCAAAAUGAAAAAUUCGUCUGAUGCAGGAAGAAGAAGCAGCAUAAUGAGCCGAUAAAGUUAUGGUCCUGUGCUGAUGGCGCACUCUGAGCUGUUUGUGACAAGAGCGCCCCCUGUGGAGGGGAGAGCUGUGGAGCUGGAUGUUCUGAGCUACCUGGACUCUUUUGGGGAAGAAAACAACACUGCUGAAAGAUGCUACCGCUCGCACUCCCGCAGCAGCGUCCUCCAGGGUCUACCGUUUGGAGGGGUUCCCACGGUCCUCGCCAUCAAUGUCGUGCUCUGGAUGUUCUUGUUGCUCAUCUUCUCCUGUCUGAGGAAGGCUGCAUGGGACUAUGGCCGCCUGGCUUUGCUGAUGGAGAAUGACAGUCUCACAUCCCUGUUUUAUGGAGAACCAAGUGAGAAAGAAAAGUCUCCGUCAGAGUCUAGUCCCUCCGACUCUGAGACCAAGGACAUGGGCUUCUGCUCGUGGCUCUCAUCACUUUACCACAUGAAGGAUGAGGAGAUACGUAGCAAAUGCGGCAUUGACGCCGUCACAUACCUGUCCUUCCAGCGCCACAUCAUCCUGCUCAUGACAGUGGUUUGCCUGCUGUCUUUGGCUGUAAUCCUGCCGGUCAACUUUUCCGGGAACCUCCUGGGAGACAGUCCUGAAAACUUUGGAAGAACAACACUGGCUAAUGUUAGUGCAAAGGACAGCUUUCUGUGGCUCCACAGCAUCUUGGCUCUGGUCUACUUCAUCAUCACGUUGCUGUGUAUGGCUCACCACUUGAUACGGCUGGAGUACGGAGAAGAUGAGAAGGUAGCCAGGACACUGAUGAUUACCUCCAUACCAAGAGAGAUCUCUGACCCAGGACUCAUCACCAAACACUUCCAUGAGGCCUACCCCAGCUGUACUGUCACUGAUAUCCGUUUCUGCUUUGAUGUCCACAAUCUGAUGAGGCUGGACUUAGAGAGACGCAAGGCAAUGAAAGGCAGGCUGUACUUUGCCACAAUGGCCCAAAAGGAGGGGAAGAUCAUGAUCAAGACCCAUCCGUGUGCUCAGAUAUUCUGCUGCGACAUCUGUGGCUUUGAAAUGGUGGAUGCAGAACAGUACUACAGCGAGUUAGAAGAAAAGCGGACAGACGAGUUCAAUGCCGAGAAGAACCGCAUCUCCAUGAAGAGGCUCGGCAUUGCCUUUGUGACUUUUCGUGAUGAGAGGAUGACUGCUGUAAUUGUGAAGGACUACGGUUGUGUACGCUGUCGUCGCAGCCCUCAGCAGUCCAGCAUCACCACUGUGGUGCAGUCGCAUAAAUGGGGGGUCAGCUACGCACCUGCUCCCAGUGACAUCAUCUGGGAAAACCUGUCAGUGUGCGGAUCUCGCUGGUGGCUGCAAUGCGUCCUCCUCAACAUCCUCCUCUUCCUGUUGCUCUUCUUCCUCACCACUCCUGCCAUCAUCGUCAACACGAUGGACAAGUUCAACGUCACAAGGCCUGUGGACAGUCUACGGAGCCCUGUCAUUACCCAGUUCUUCCCAACCCUCCUGCUGUGGGCGUUUUCGGUACUGCUGCCCUUUAUCGUCUAUUACUCAGCCUUCUUUGAGUCCCACUGGACCAGAUCUGGUGAGAACCAAGUAACGAUGCACAAGUGUUUUUUCCUGCUGGUCUUCAUGGUCAUCAUCCUGCCCUCACUUGGUCUGUCCAGUCUGGACCUGUUCUUCACAUGGCUCUUCGAUGUCAACUUCCUGGAGGAGAAGGAGGUCAAAUUCCAGUGUGUGUUUCUUCCUGACAACGGUGCAUUCUUUGUAAACUAUGUGAUUACAUCCAGUCUGAUUGGCACAUCUAUGGAGCUACUUCGUAUCCCAGCACUGACGGUGUAUGCCGUCCGCCUCUGCUUUGCCAAGUCCCAGGCUGAGCGCAUUCAUGUCAAACGGAGCCAGGCCUAUGAGUUCCAGUUUGGCCUGGAGUACGCCUGGACCAUGUGUAUCUUUGCAGUCAGCAUGACCUACAGCAUCACAUGUCCCAUUAUUACACCCUUUGGUCUGCUCUAUGUGAUCCUGAAGCACAUGGUUGACCGAUACAACAUCUACUAUGCAUACGUUCCCACCAAACUCAGCCAGCGGAUCCACAGAGCAGCCAUCAGCCAGGUCAUCCUGGCUCCCAUUCUCUGCAUGUUCUGGCUGCUCUUCUUCUCUAUGCUCAGAUUAGGUCCGGUGCAUCCCAUCACCCUCUUCACCUUAGUGUCCCUGAUCUCCUGUAUUGCCUUUUCCCUCUUCCGCUUGUGCCUUAGGAAGCAACCAGACAAGUCAACGAGUUACCAGAUGUCUGAUCAGCCAGCAGAGGGGACGUUCACUGAUGGAGACAGGAGUACUGUAACAUCCACCACUGCCUCCAGUCUGUUUGUGGCGUCCGUGCUGCUGGAGCCAGAGCUGGCUUUGACUCCCAUGCCCUCCCCUGCCCACCACAGCUACGGCGCCAUGGCCAGCUCCCAGAGUACAAGCCACAGCCCAGAGGACGAAGAGGACUGUGAGGAAGGCCACGCCCAGACCCAUGAGACUGAGCUCCAAGACCCCCCAGACCCCUACUGCUCCAGCCCGCUCAUGGACAGCCAUGUGGGCUUCCAGUAACACCAAAUCCCCCACGCUGAUUCCAUGUGUCCUUCACCUGGGGAACACAGAUUGCUAAAUGCCACAAUGCCCCAUUUUCGCGUCAGACCUCAGACUCCAACUUAGCUGCCUCAGACCCUGAGACCAGACUUGGCUUGUUAGUAAGGAUGAACAACCCUUAGAGGAAAGAAUACAGGAGCAGGAUCCAUGUAAACAUCACUAUAAAUAUAUAGACAGCAGUUUGCCAAAACAUUUCCUGAACCUGUCUCAUGGACAAAAAACAUCAAUCUCUACAGAAGAUACAUCCCUAAAUGUAAAAAUUAUUUUAGUUGGUUUAGUAAACUAUUGGAUGCUCUGUGAAAGGGAUUCCAGCUUCUUCUAUGGCUUCAUUUGCAAGUUAAAAAGGUUAAAAGUAAUGAAAGGGACUGGGGAGGAAUUUCCUUUUCGGCUGCUAUCACAGAUAGUCUGUCCAUCCUGUGUCACUUGAACAUGAGUGGAGGUGAAAGUUCCCAUCAGUGUGGGUAGUGUGAGCAGGCUUGCCCCGGCAGACUGACAGAGUGGUCUGGGCACGGGUGAUAUCUGGUUCCUCAGCGACAGAGCUCAUGGAGGCUGAGGGUGAGGGCAGCUAGUUGUGAAGCCAUCUGCAGUGAGAGAGCAGGCAGACGGAGCAGGGCCGAAUGUAACUCAGACAUGUACUGUAAUAUAUGUACAAUCUCUACAAGAAGGCACAAGCAGCUUGACCGUACCUGAAGCUUAUUGUAACUAUUAUCAAUUUAAGGUUGCUAUUUUUGCUACAGAAUUUCUGGUGUCAUUGAUAUUGUGCUUUGGGUUUGGGGCUUUGGCUACUGGAGAUUGGUUAAGGAUUUGCAGAGCUGUCCCAUCUUAAUAAAAGUAUUCAGUCAUUAUGCUGUUUUGACUGUGUAUGUGAUCCUACUCGAUUUUUAUUUAUUUAUUUUAUAGGUAUAUUUCAACAUUUGGCAUUUUGGCAACAGUUUGCUU